AUGGAAAACUUUAUGACUACUCAAGCUCAACAAAACAAAGAUUUCGCAAAUCAAAAUGCUCAUACGAGUGAAAUGAUGAAACAAUUGUCAAGUAAAAUUGAUGUUAUGGUUACCCAUAAUAAAAUGUUAGAAACCCAGAUUUUCCAUGUAGCCCAACAACAAGUAACAAUAGCAGUCCCAGUUGGAACAUUUCCUGGUCAACCACAACCUAACCCAAAAGGCCAUGCUAAUGCUAUUACACUACGAAGUGGGACAAAAUUAGAUGAACCAGUUGACCCAAGACUCCAAAAUCCAUCGAUGUAUCAAAACUCUGGUAAAGGAACUAAACAGGUAAGCGAACCAACCCAUGAUGGAAAGGUAGACAAAAAUGGAGAGUCAGAAGAUAAAGAAACACCUUAUGUGCCUUCGCCACCUUACAAACCACCUAUACCUUAUCCUCAAAGACUUGCUAAGUCCAAAAAUGAAGGAGAAUUUAAGAAAUUCGUAGAACUUAUGAAGUAG
This is a messenger RNA of Lathyrus oleraceus (garden pea), 501 nucleotides long. RefSeq lists its product as uncharacterized. The transcript has a single exon. The record is from RefSeq and is a predicted model, not a curated record. NCBI's taxonomy places the organism in Eukaryota, Viridiplantae, Streptophyta, Magnoliopsida, Fabales, Fabaceae. The coding region runs from base 1 to 501 and encodes 166 amino acids.